Culicoides brevitarsis is the source of this 3138-nucleotide messenger RNA. It is a transcript of the gene Np, whose product is annotated as serine proteinase stubble. Gene Ontology annotation, biological process: proteolysis. NCBI's taxonomy places the organism in Eukaryota, Metazoa, Arthropoda, Insecta, Diptera, Ceratopogonidae. Gene Ontology annotation, molecular function: serine-type endopeptidase activity. The record is from RefSeq and is a predicted model, not a curated record. Bases 16 to 3003 code for a protein of 995 amino acids. The transcript is spliced from 10 exons.
CUUAAAGGAACAUGCAUGUUUGCAAUUGACUGCUUAAAAGCGAACGGAACUCACUUAGGAACAUGCAUCGACAAAUUUUAUUUUGGAUCAUGUUGUCAGUUACAAGUCCCCGAAGAGGCAAUUUACCAGCAAGAGAUCGUUGAUAACAGUAUUGACAACAAUGUGGUUUCCAAUUUUCAGCACUAUUCUUCUCCUCAACUAGUGCCCGUAUCAACGAUUGCAGCUCCUGUUCAUCAACGAAGAAAUAUAACAGCUUCUGUACAAAGAGUGACUUUGCCAACAACUACAAAGAAAAAGCACACUCAAAAUGAUGUACGAGUGACAACUGAAAAUAUAAGACUAUCCACUUUUCAGCUAGUACAGGAAGCACGUGUAACAACUCCGACACCUACUAAAAUACAUACAAAACCUACAAAGGGAGCCACUAAAGCACCUGUUAAAGUGACCAAUACUACUACUAUAAAAACAACAAGUAAAACAAAACCAACUCAGACACCAACUCACAAACCAACGUCAACGACAUUGUCGGUCAAAACUACCCCUAAAAAGAAUAUUAACAGCAAAAUCACCAUUACAACAACCGUUGCCCCAACCACAAGCCAACGUAAAAAUAUUACUACGGUAAAUAGCUCUCUGCAUGAUAAAUGGUCAACAACUAGACGUACUCCUACACCUGUGAUAAAAAUUGAGACAUCUACGUUUGCUCCAUUAAAUCAGCAAACAACAACUACUAAAACUACUCCUAAAAGGACUACAACACAAAAGGUUACAGUUCACAAAAGGCCUUCAAUCAUAACGGGAAGCACAUCACAUCCAAUAACCAUGCCCUAUAGAAACUUGACAAAUCGAAAUCCAACAAAACCAACUUCUCCAACAAACAAAACUAGUGGUGCUUACAUGGAUGCAAAACCGAUAUAUAUCAACGUCACACAAACAAAGGCUCCAAGACCAAAGCCAAAACCAACGUCAGAAAUUACGAUAGUUCCUGCAACAUCGCUCAGUUAUAUAACACAAGAAACUGAGUUUACUACAAUGCAGUAUGUAUCAUCCAGUCGUGUCACUACGACACAACGUCCAUUGACCACAACGCUUUCUGAACUUAUUCGAAACAGUACUAGUUAUGUCACCAAUACAUCAUUUAAACCAACGCAGCGUCCAAUGAGUAGUACUACAGAGAGAACAGUCACACAAGUUUCUGAAAGCACUUCUGGAGUAAAAACUAGUAGUGUAAAGCCAACACUAUCAACAUCGAAAAUACCCUCUUCUACAAAAACAACAACAAAACACAGUGCCUUAGAUAUCUCAAAUUCGACAAAAAGUACACAACCUCCGCCAACUAAGAUUACAACAUCCACUAAAAUCCCACCAAAAAACGAUAUAAAAUCAACAUUACAGACUACAACAAGAAUUUCUGUUCGACCAACUCAGUCUACAAAAGAGCAACAAACUACUCAAAGUAUAGAUUCAAAAAGGAAUAUUACAACAGCUAAAACAACUACUCCAAAACCAUUGUAUUCAACUGUUUCGUCAACACAAUUCACUAGCAGUUUUAAGCCUAGCACACAUUCAACUGAAAAACCAAUAUUAGUAACAUGGAUGGUGCCUUUAGUAAACGCUAGCAAAAAUGAAACUACAGAAUCAGAAAUGCAACCUGUUAAUUGGGUUCUUCUUUCAUCUACACCAGCUGCGAACAAAUCCACAAGUUCUCCACAAACAAGUACUUCAAAAAAACCUAUUCAGGCGAUCUUGAGUACACAGUCAACUACCACUACAGCUCCCAGGACAACAGAAAAGAGUACAAAAAAAACAACAACUACCACCACCUCCAGAAGGCCAACAACGAGGAGUACAACUACCAUGAAGCCCAUUACUAAGGCCCCUACAACAGUUUCCACUACAACGAAAAAACCUUUACCAAUUAUUGAUGACACUGGAAUUCCUGUGUUACUUAUACCAGAGAAUAGUGAUUCUUCAACAACAAACCCUUUGUCAUACAGCACUGAAGAGAUAAUAGGUACAAGUACAUCUACUAGCAUUGAAAUAAAGCCACCUCAAAGCACUCAGUCAUCAUUUGUAACUUCAAAUGUGCAAAAUGUUUCUAUAUCAACACAAUCUAGCACAUUGGAAUACAAUGCUACUGAUUCGCCGUCGUCCCUAUUUGGAUCCAAUUCAACAGAUAACUUCUUCUCAUCAACAACUCCAGUGAUGCCACAAUUAGAAGGUGUCGAUUAUCGUCAAAUCUGUGGCAAACGUAUGUUCCCUGAACCCAGGAUAGUUGGUGGAGCUAAAGCCUCCUUCGGCAGAUGGCCUUGGCAAAUAAGUUUAAGACAGUGGAGAACUUCGACAUAUUUACACAAAUGCGGAGCGGCGUUAUUAAAUGAGAAUUGGGCAAUAACAGCAGCACAUUGUGUUGAUAAUGUUCCACCGUCGGAUCUUCUACUUCGCUUAGGGGAAUACGAUUUAGCAGUUGAGGAAGAACCUUAUGGAUAUCAAGAACGCCGUGUUCAAAUUGUUGCAUCUCAUCCUCAAUUCGAUCCUCGAACAUUUGAAUAUGAUUUGGCUUUACUUCGUUUUUAUGAGCCGGUUAUAUUUCAACCAAAUAUCAUUCCUGUUUGUGUACCAGAUAGCGACGAGAAUUUUAUAGGUCGAACGGCCUAUGUGACUGGCUGGGGACGAUUGUAUGAAGACGGCCCUCUACCAAGCGUUCUUCAAGAAGUUACAGUACCUGUAAUAAAAAAUGAUAUUUGCGAAGGAAUGUAUAGAGCUGCUGGCUACAUUGAACAUAUACCACACAUCUUCAUUUGUGCCGGAUGGAAAAAAGGUGGAUACGAUUCGUGUGAAGGAGAUUCUGGUGGUCCGAUGGUGAUCCAACGUCAUGACAAACGAUUUUUACUUGCAGGAGUUAUAUCAUGGGGUAUUGGUUGUGCUGAGCCAAAUCAACCAGGCGUAUACACUCGCAUUUCUGAGUUCCGAGAUUGGAUAAAUCAAAUUCUGCAAUUCUAAGAUAAAGUAGUUUUAUAUGAUUGCAAAAAAAUAUUUGGGCUACAAGCGCCUUAUGAGAAGAAAUCUUGUAUAAAUCUCUAGACUAGACCAUAUAUUUUUCCUCUCCUGGGAAUCUUUCAUGAGUCAACUUUUUUC